GCAUUUCAGUCUUCCCCCAAUUGUAUUUACUUGAUUGUGCCAAUCUUCAGAUUGACGCUGCCACAAAUCAGGGAGAGAGACUGGGCAGGCGCUAAGGGUAUGCUCCAGCUGAUCAGAGAAACCAGGGAGGAUUGGGAGAGCAUCUCUGUAGCGACCAUCCUCAGCUGGAAGAAAAUGCAUUGAUUUAUUUUAGAAAGCUGAACAGAACGCUGUGAUCCUAUAUUUAUAACACAGCUUGUUUGGUCGUCUGUGUCAAGAGCGAGAGUGGAUUCAACGAAAACAGCAGUUGCGUGAGAUAGAGCCCUGUCCCCUGCCACUAUCUCCUUCUCUGUUUACCAGAAAGUUCCACUCCGAUCCUGGCCACGGAACGGCCCUUUUCCAACUGCACUGCCAGAAGGAGACGCUGAGAAAAGCAACAGUUUCAGAGUCUGAGCUGGAUUCAAUGGUACCAGAGGGACUGGAUGAACUUGGGUGGAGGGGCUGGGGCAGGAGAGAAGGGCUUGGGCUGGAAGCUGUGAAGACAGGAGAGAGGGAACCAGAGCGGGAGGAGCAGCCUGACAACGCCAACAUGCCUCCCAAGUUUAAACGACACCUCAACGAUGAAGAGGUCACUGGAUCCAUACGCAGCGAGAGGAGGAACCUGUUGGAGGAAGACUCUGAUGAAGAGGAGGACUUCUUCCUGAGGGGACCAACUGGACCCAGAUUUGGAGCUGGAAAUGACAAAAUCAGACAAGUUCAGUCGCAGGUUGAUGAGGUCAUCGAUGUGAUGCAGGAGAACAUCUCCAAGGUGAUCGACAGGGGAGAGCGACUGGAGGACCUGCAGGACAAGUCAGAGAGCCUAUCAGACAAUGCGUCAGCCUUCAGCAGCCGAGCCAAGCAGCUGCACAGGAGGAUGUGGUGGAGAGACAUGAAGAUGAAGGCCAUCAUAGCUCUGGUGGUGGUCGUUCUGCUACUUAUCAUCAUCAUUCCGGUGAUCUUGCGGUAUCGCUAGUGUUUCGCCAGGAUGAGGAAGAAUCUCUCAAUCCUUCUCCUCUUCCUCCCAUUCUCCUGCACAAAGUCCUCCACACCAGCUCGGGGGCACCAUCUGCCCAUAACCACAGAUCUAAGAUCAGCUCACCCUCUCCCAAUGCUAACCUUUACCGUUAGGAUGGAAAACACAAAACUGACCUAAGAUCAGUGUCUACUAGGGACCACUUCAUCCUACUCUGUGAGCCAGGGGUGACAAGGGUGACACAGGAAGCAUUACGUUGGUGUUACGUAAGGGUUGGGUUUGCGUCCCAAAUGAUAUCUUAUUUAGGGAAUAGGGUGUCAUUUGAGAUGCUGCCUGUGUCUCAGACACCUAAUCAAACUAAAGGAGAACUCCAUUCAGUACAUAAUACAUAUCAGCUAGUCAUUAAGGUUACGUUUCAUAUCAUGUAGUCAGACUGAUUCUAAUGAUAGUGAGACUUUCAGUCAAUCUGUCUGCUCCAGUCAGUCCAUCAGCAGCUUAGAAACCGGUUAUACAGGACUUGUAGCACACCAAAAUAUUUGGAGAUUAAGAAUGGAACCCCUACCACCUCCCAUCUCACAUGUUUAGAAUGCUUUCAAGCCAAAACUGAUGAGGCAAUGGCUAAAUCUUAAUACACUACAGUGGCCUCCUCUACUUGUCUCCUGAUCUGACACUAGCGGGACUGGUUCAAGCCAUUGAGAGGAAGCCACUGUGGAGUAUUGGGACAACGUGUGUCCUACUGACAUGUGUUACUGCUUGGCCACUGCUGAUCUCAUUUCCUGUUAGUAACACUAUGCUAGCUGUCUCUCUCCAGAUGGUUGAAUUUGACCGUUUCUGUGAUAUUGAGUUCUGUUGGAAGGUUAACGUGAAGCUUAUGAAUGUCUGCUGCUAUUCCCAUUACCCCUGAGGAGCUAAGGGACAGACACUGUUCAUUCCACUGCAAAGGCUGGAGGCGUCUGGUACCACUUGUUUAUUCUGUGUGCGCGCGUGUGAUUUUCCUAGUCUGCCCUGUAUUGAGAUUGCGUGCCCUCGGUAUCCAAACAUGCACGGCUUGUGAUGCGGGUCACCAGUACUGCCACACCACAGCAGCAUAACAUUUGAUUAACACUUGAUUUAAAUCAGAAAUGUUCAGUCUGGUUUGCUUAUUUCCUUAUAAGAUCAUAGACUUCGGAAGGUGCUGCAGAAGCAGCCCUGAUACAUUUAAAUGAAUGUGCCAGAGUUACAGAAUUCCAGCCGUCUGUUCAGAAAGAAAUGAAAUAAUUCCGAAUAGUCUACUAAACCAGGAGUAGGCCUAUAAUAUAGCCACAGAGGAUCAAUAAAUAAAACAUGUAAUGGCCUAGCUGUGGAUUGUAGCCCAAUAACAAGGUAUAGGCUACAGCCAGGAAUGUGUUGCAAAUCUGCCAGUAAACAGCAUGCAGACAAAACAGGCCUUUCGCAAUAUUUAAAAUACAGUCGCAGGAAAACACAGGUUGGAUAGCAAAUGGCUCCUGCUGAAAAGAGAAGACGAAUCUGUCUGCUGUAGGAUACCAAAAUAUUUGAGCAACUUCCAAAAGGGCGAUCUG
Messenger RNA from Oncorhynchus keta (chum salmon), 2550 nucleotides. RefSeq names its product vesicle-associated membrane protein 4 (gene vamp4). Gene Ontology annotation, biological process: vesicle-mediated transport; Golgi ribbon formation. The transcript is spliced from 9 exons. The record is from RefSeq and is a predicted model, not a curated record. Gene Ontology annotation, cellular component: membrane. The coding region runs from base 443 to 991 and encodes 182 amino acids. NCBI's taxonomy places the organism in Eukaryota, Metazoa, Chordata, Actinopteri, Salmoniformes, Salmonidae.